GAUAGCUGGCAGCUCUGUCGCGCGAUUAUGUUUAGCGUUGGGAAGACAAAAUGUCUUAUCAACUUGCCAAUGAAGUUCCGAGAAGCGAGAGAUUAUCGCAAUUAACUAAGCAAGAAAAAGUUAUAGAAGAGAAAAAACGAGAAAUUGAACGUAGAUUGGAAGACAAGCGAAGGAAAGAGAAGAGAAAAGCUGAAGCAAAGGUUUAUCAAGGUGAAAAGUCCAGUGAAUAUGAAACGGAUUCCACGGAAGGAAUGUCAAAUACCGGCCUGAAUACGUUUAAAAACGAUGGCAGUUUCUUAGAGCAGUUUAAAAAAUUGCAAGAAAUAAAAGCUAAACAGAAUUCAGAAGGAAAAAAGAGACAAGAAGCUAAAUAUGGUUCAGAAGAAAGGCUAAAUAAAUCAAAACCAUCUGCUAUAAUAAUGAAAUUACAAGGUGGAAAACGGGUUCAACAAUUAGAUACUGGAUUACAAUCAAAAUUGUUAGAUGAUGAUGAUGAUGAUUCAGUUUCUCCACCAGAGGAUCAAGAAGUUAAAACUGCUGUGGAAAAGGUUGCCAUAAGUGUUGUAGUGAAUGGAGCAAAUGCAGAAGAACUAGCUCGUGAAUCAAAUAUCAACAAUCCAUUAUAUAGUUAUGGAGUACCUAAUUCUUGGNCAAACCAUUUGGUAUUGCACAUGUGUUACAUUAGAUCAUUAGAUUUUUUUUAUAUUAAGAUUAUUGAAUUUAGUUUAAAAUUUAAUAUUUUAAAUUUGAUAUUUAACUUAGAAGAAAAGUUACAUUUAUAUUCAGAUAAAGAAGAUAAUCAAGGUGCACAAAGAAAACGAAAAAGUAGAUGGGGACCACAAGAAGAAAGUGCUUCAACAAAUAUACUUCCUCCUUCUGUGCAACAAGAUCCAGGACUUGUAUCUUAUGCUGUACAAGUAUUUGGAAAUACUGACUUAACUCCUUCACAAUGGAAACAAUUAGAAGAUCAACAAAAAAUGAGAGUAUUAUAUGAAAUGAUGCAAAUUAAGCAAAAACAGCUUGAAGCAAAAAUGAAAGCUGGAAAAUUUCAGUAUGAAUAUGAUUCAGAUGAGGAAAUUGAUGGUGGGACAUGGGAACAUAAAAAACGCAAAAAAGAAAUGGAUAAAACAAAAGAUUGGGCAGAUGAACUGACAGAGAAAGGAAAAGGUAAACAUCAUAUAGGUGAUUUUCUACCUCCAGAUGAACUAGAACGGUUUAUGGAAAAAUGGGAUGCUAUUAAGGAAGGUCGCAUGCCUGAUUUAUCCGAUUAUAAAGAUUAUAAAAUACAAUCGGAUAACAUUGGUUAUCAGAUGUUGCAAAAACUUGGUUGGAACGAAGGACAAGGAUUAGGUUCAGAUGGAAGUGGUAUUGUUGCUCCUGUUAACAAAGCAACUCCACCUGUUGAAAAUGCGGGUUUUGGUCAAGGCCGACCAGAGGAAAUUCAGGCAGGGGAUGAUGAAUAUGAAGCAUAUAGGAAAAGAAUGAUGCUUGCAUAUAGAUUCAGACCCAAUCCAUUAAAUAAUCCACGCAGGCCUUAUUAUUGAAGAUGUUUUUUACAUUUUGAGUUUUAAUUCAGUAUUUCUGAUAAAUUGACUUAUAAAAGAAUUCUUGUAACAGCUAUACAACUUAAAUUCUGUGUUUGUUUUUCACUAUUUGUUUUCGUAUCUUUUCCGGUUAUUUCUGUUGUAGUAUGUAAAUGUAUUGUGUUUGUAUUGAAUUAUAGGAAUUCAUAAUUACAUUUUAUUAAAUGUGGAAAGUCAUUACUAUAAAGAAAUCCUAUUUUAUAAAUAAAAAAAAAGUCAUAUAUGAACAUGAAAUGAUGAAAUUUUGUUUAUUUAAAGUUUAUGUAAAUCAUUUUGUGUAUUGUCUCUUAAUAGUUUAAAUAUCAAUCUCAUUAUU
Centruroides sculpturatus (bark scorpion) is the source of this 1899-nucleotide messenger RNA. Its product is annotated as SURP and G-patch domain-containing protein 1-like. Gene Ontology annotation, cellular component: nucleoplasm. Gene Ontology annotation, molecular function: RNA binding. The record is from RefSeq and is a predicted model, not a curated record. Lineage: Eukaryota; Metazoa; Arthropoda; Arachnida; Scorpiones; Buthidae. Gene Ontology annotation, biological process: RNA processing. The transcript has 13 exons. The coding region runs from base 51 to 1544 and encodes 497 amino acids.